Molecule: messenger RNA, 1278 nt
Organism: Zychaea mexicana
Lineage: Eukaryota; Fungi; Mucoromycota; Mucoromycetes; Mucorales; Lichtheimiaceae
Product: rhizopuspepsin 4 precursor
Exons: 4
Coding region: 1-1278 (425 amino acids)
Biological process (GO): proteolysis
Molecular function (GO): aspartic-type endopeptidase activity
Source: RefSeq, a predicted model, not a curated record
AUGUUAUGGAUCGCGCCCGCUUAUUACUCUGCUGUUGUCGUCUUCUGCAGCAGUAGUUUGUUCUAUCCAGUAGCGACUGGUAUACAACUUGACACCAAUCCGGACUAUGUUCCAAAUGCCAGUGCAUCGGUGCAGCGCGUGCAAUCAAAAUAUUCCCGCUACUAUGUCAACGCAUUUCACCAAGACGACAGUAACAGUAAACAAGGCGCCAUUGCACUCAGCGAAAGUGGGUACGAUCUCGAGUAUUAUGGAACCGUGUCUAUUGGGACGCCUGGUCAGGAACUGAAACUCAACUUUGACACUGGAUCGUCUGAUCUUUGGUUCGCAUCAUCCGGUUGUUUCUCGUGCGGACUGUUCAAAACCAGAUUCUACCCAAGUUUUUCAUCGACAUAUCGAAAAUCAGUUGGUGGAAAAUGGACCAUUGUAUAUGGUGACGGUACCCAUGCCAGCGGUAAAGUUGGUUACGAUACUGUCGAUCUAGGAGGACACAAGGUCCAAGGCCAAGCGCUUCAAUUGGCCACCUCUCGCUCCUCGAUCUUUAACGCAUGCCCCACCGACGGAAUUCUCGGCCUCGGUUUCGAUUCGAUAGCAACAGUGCCUAAUAUUGUCACUCCCAUGGAUAAUUUGAUUCGCCAGAAGCUCAUUGACAAGCCUAUAUUCAGUGUCUUUUUUGGAAAAUCGUAUCAAGGUGGUGGCGGUGAACUCUUGUUUGGCGACUAUAAUCCAAACCACAUUGCUGGAGACCUUACUACAAUACCUGUAGACAAUUCGCAAGGUUUCUGGGGCGUGACGAUUCAAUCUUUGAGUUACGGCUAUAGUAACAGCAGUACUCCUGCCAACGAUAACACUACCAACAACAGCGCCAUCAUUACUACUAGUUCAAAUACCACAACCAGCACUACCACUCCCAUUAAUGAUAAUAUCGUUGGUGAGAAUCUAUAUGCGAUCGUCGAUACUGGUACAACACUCUUGAUCUUUCCAGAUGACAUAGCACAUCAACUCGCAGAAAGGUACAAUGCAUCCGAUAAUCACGACGGCACCUUUAAAAUCACCUGCGAUGAAUCCAAACUAGAACCCUUGAUUAUUACCAUGGCCAGCACCCAUUUUGUCGUUCCACCAGACUCGUUGAAAUAUGAGGAAGCGGAUGGGACAUGUACCGCUGGUUUCGCUUAUGCUGGCAUGCCGUUUAGCAUUCUCGGUGGCGCAUUUAUCAAAAAUCAUUAUUUGAUAUUCAAUGUACAGAUGCCCAUGCUUCAAAUAUCCCCUUCAAAGCGAUAA